AUGCGGACGGAUGCCGAACACAGCAGUGUCGUCGAGGUAGAAUCGACCCACGCCCCGACAACCAUCCCGGAAGAGCCGACGCCUGUCUCGCCAGCGUCACCUGCCAUCCCCGUCGAUGUGGGGCCAGAAGCAUCCGAAGCAGCGCGGCAAGCACAAUCGAGUGCCCUGCCAGAACAGCCGAAACAACCAGCGGGCCGCUUCAUCGAAAACAUCUCGUCGGACGGAUCCCGCGCUUCCGCCGAAGAUGAGGCUGCGACCGAGUCCAAUGCAGCUGCAGCAACUGCGCCCGGCGGCGUUCCUGAGGCAGAGAUGAAGCAAGCACGCUCUUCCAAGCCAACCUCGAACGUCUUUCGUCGAGUCUCCGCAAAGAAAGGCGCUCAAACCAGCAAAGCGGAUGCGAGGGCGUCGUCCUCACAGUCUCAGCGGCCGGCCAGCGGCAACGAACAUCACGUCUCGCCAAGCACCGAAAGCAGCACGCAGAAGGCCAGUCCGCAUCCCAACGAUCUCAGUUCGUCUUCCGACGAAGGUGCUCGCCACUUCAGAGCGUUCAAGAAGAUCAAGGGUGAAACCUCAGAUGAUCAUGCGGCGACGCACGAUUCCGUCGACCCAGAAAACAAAGACGACGAAGACGAUGAUGACGAGGAAGAGCAUCCUAUCUUGGAUGCCCUCUACCCUCUGUCCCACUUCAUCGGCUACCGCCCGCUUUCGCACCCUCACACGCCGGCCGAGCGUCGUCGAACAUCCAAGCAUCCCAAGUUUAACCGAUUCCACUACAUCUGCGGCCGCAUCUUCAGCUUUGGCCUUCCGGUGUCGGGCAACUCGGGCGAGAUUGCAAGGUAUCGCCAUCCAUAUACGGGUGAGAUCGAGUUGGUGCGCAUGUACAAGGACCAGGUGGGCGCCAAAAUCAUCAAUUCGAUCCACUCGGUCAUUGCUGCCUGGGUCGUCAUCGCCCUACUCGCACUCGUCAGUCGAUCGCGUUUCCAUCGCGCGCAUGAUGCUCCUCUCGUCAUUGGUGCAUUCGCAACCGAAGCUGUCGUCACCUUCUUUGCGUUUCGAACUCCACUGGCUCAGCCCAAGAACAUUCUGAUGGGAAACACCAUCUCGGCCGUGAUCGGUGUGGCCAUGGAAAAGGCGUUCGCAGACACACGAUACAGCGUCGACGCCAUCUAUGGUAUCGAUUGGGCCGUGGCGGCCACUUCGGUCGCCGUAGCCGUGUUUGCGAUGCAGAUCUUUGGAUUCACUCAUCCGCCCGGUGCAGCGAUCGCGCUUUUGGCCAUUACAGAUCCGAAGACACAUCAGCUGUAUUGGUGGCUCAUCCCCAUUGUCAUCAUCAAUUCGCUCAUUGUCAUUGGCUGGGCGCUCUUGAUCAACAAUGUCGGUGGAAGAAGGUAUCCGGAGAACUGGUUCUACUCGAACGCAUUUUCCGAACCGCCCGUCAUCGGUCCGGAAAAGCUGCCGUUCAGCAAUUCGCCGUUCCAUCCACCGCCUUCUCGACACGGGCAGAAGAGAAAGCGAGGAAAGAAGGACGAGAAGGAGGAGGAAAAAGGGUUCUACAGAGUGCCUGAUUCUGGUGUCAAGAUUUCUCAAGGGUUUGGCUCGUCGGCAGCAAAGGCUCAGCCGGAGCCGCAGCCCAAGCCGACUGUCGCUGCCGCCUCGAGCGAUGCAUCGCACAACGUGGGUGAGGCAGGGAGGGUUCGUCACGAGGAGCAAUCCAACUUGCCAGCUGUAGCUGGGGCGCGUCAGUCUCUUGGUGUAGCUGCAAGCGGGGCGGGGCGGGCGGGCGGGGAGGAUGGGAGGAUUACGAGAGCUUCAGAGGUGACCAAAGUCGAAUCGACUGACGAGGCAACUGUUGCGCAACCGCAGCCGAACCAGGGUAGUGCUGCGGCGACACAGCAGCAGUCUGCCGCUCCAGCUUCGGCAGUUCCGCCUGCGGUUGCGCCCGUUGCCACGACUGCGCCGACUGAAGAGGCGACUGCAUCGGUCGCGCCCAAUGCGUCGCCAUCGACUGCCCCAGCCGCACCAGCUAACACCACGGAUGUCAAGUCUCGCAUGAUCGAGACUGACGCAACCAUGGUGGCGAGAAACAAUUCCAAGGGUAGUAAGAGGAGCAGAAGGUCGAUCGUGGUGCACGUCAACGAGAAUAGGAGGCACUCGGACGCUUCAGGCAAGGCUCCGCCGGUGCCUGCAGUGCAGUGGCGAAACACCUAA
Molecule: messenger RNA, 2208 nt
Organism: Sporisorium graminicola
Lineage: Eukaryota; Fungi; Basidiomycota; Ustilaginomycetes; Ustilaginales; Ustilaginaceae
Exons: 1
Coding region: 1-2208 (735 amino acids)
Source: RefSeq, a predicted model, not a curated record